Molecule: messenger RNA, 717 nt
Organism: Neoarthrinium moseri
Lineage: Eukaryota; Fungi; Ascomycota; Sordariomycetes; Amphisphaeriales; Apiosporaceae
Exons: 1
Coding region: 1-717 (238 amino acids)
Biological process (GO): glycolytic process; gluconeogenesis; glyceraldehyde-3-phosphate biosynthetic process
Cellular component (GO): cytosol
Molecular function (GO): triose-phosphate isomerase activity
Source: RefSeq, a predicted model, not a curated record
AUGUACUUCUCGGCAGCGCGCACCAGACAAUAUGUCGACGAACUGGUUCAACUUCUCUCCAAAUCACCGGAACUGCUUGAUGAUGUGGACGUAUUCAUCAUCCCCGACCACAUCACCCUCACCUCCGUGGUCGCCCAGUUGAAGCGCACGAAGAUUCUUACUGGAGCCCAGGAUGCAUUCUAUGAGGACUCAGGGGCCUACACGGGCGAGGUUUCUCCUCAAGUUCUUGCCGAAGUAGGGUGUCGCAUUAUUGAGCUGGGCCACGCAGAGCGUCGGAGGAUAUUCGGAGAGACGGAUGAGGAUGCGGCCAAAAAAGCGGCAGCCGCCGCUAGGAAUGGCAUGAUUCCCCUCGUCUGUAUUGGCGAACGAACGCAAGGCCAGGUGACCAUCGCUGUGGAAGAGUGCAGGUCUCAGGUUGAAUCUGUGAUGGCGGCAGUUCCGGACGACACCGAGGUCAUAUUGGCUUACGAGCCGGUGUGGGCAAUAGGCGCGAAAGAGCCGGCUGGUGCUGAGUAUGUUGUGAAUGUGGUCAGAGACAUCCGCACUCUAGACUGUGUCCAGCGCCGAAAGGGCAUCACUAGGAUCCUGUACGGUGGAAGUGCUGGACCAGGUUUGUUUGAGAAAUUGAAGGGGGGCUUGGAUGGGCUGUUUUUGGGCCGCUUUGGCCACGACCCGGCACAAUUUUACAAGACUCUGCAGGAGAUUGCCUCAGCAUGA